GCUAAUCCAGGAGUAGUCAUUAACCCGCUACCUCGGAUAGAGACUAACAGUAAGAGACACGACAUAUUUGGCGACGAGGAUAAACAGAAGCCAGGAAGAAACGAAUCUCAUACGUAUAAGAGAAAGUGUGAGGUUAAAAUGUCCACGGUAGGUAAUCUAAAGCCGUUCGAUCCAGCAAUAGACGACAUCGAGGUAUGGAUUCGCACUUUUAAAGCAUUUUUGCUAGCGAAUAACAUGGAUUACUCUCCAGUAAGUCCAGAGGAGGAACCAAGUUCCGCGAAAACAUUGAUGGCAAGGAAAUGCGUAGCGACCUUAUUGUCCACACUAGGCUUGUCGGUAGUAGGAACAUUAAUAUCCUUACUUUCUCCAGAGGAACCGGAAGAAAAGACCCUGGAAGAAUUGUUCUCAAAUCUCAGAACACAUUACAAACCAGCACCGAAAGCAUUGGCGGAAAGAUAUCGGUUCAUGAGCAGGAAACAAAACCAAGGAGAAUCAACUGCUCAAUACCUCGCAGAACUUCGUCGUCUAGCCAUAAACUGUAAGUUUGAUACAGAUCUUGAUACACGUUUGAGAGAUCAAUUUAUAUUUGGUUUGCGUAACGAAGUAGCGCAAAAACAGCUAUUCACCAGACCGGAUGAAAUAAAGCUAGAAGAAGUUGUGGCUAUAACCACAGCACAUGAGCUCUCGGACCAAAGCCUGUCACUUAUUCGUGGAAGUACUCAUCAAAGGGAAGAGGUCAACAAAAUAAGGAAUAUAUCAAGGCAGAAAGAGAAUCAAGACAAGAAGAAUGGAAAAUCUUCGAAUAAUUGGAAAUCCAGGAAGGAAUGUACAAGAUGCGGCUCAACGGAUCAUAAUCCAUAUAAUUGUCCACACAAGGAUUCCAAAUGUUACGCGUGUGGGAAACAAGGACAUUUGGCCUGUAAAUGUAGAAACGGCUCACAAAAACAAGGUCAAGAAACGAAGAAACAAAUUAAACAAAACAACAUGAUAGAUAUUCGAACAGCAGAGGUACUAUCAUCCAGUCAAUCAGCGCAACGGAAAAUAUGGAUUACUGUAAAAGUAAAUGGAAUUCCUCAUCGGAUGGAAAUGGAUACAGGAUGUGAACGCAGCAUAAUUUCAAAGGAGUUUUGGGAAGAACUAGGCAAACCUGCCUUAGCCAAGUCAACACUGCAAUUCAGAACGUAUACGAACCAAAUUUUUUAUGCUAUGGGAGAAUUGGAAUGUAAUUUAAACUACAACAACAAAACUAUAAAACACGUCUUUCCAAUAACACGAGGCUCGUCACUAUUCGGUCGUGAUUUACUGCAUAAAAUUAAUGUAAAUUGGUCAGAAAUAGUAGCUCAAUGUAACUAUAUUGAUAAAAGUUUAUCAUUACAGGAAGUUCUGAAAGAAUUCGCAGACAUAUUUGAAGAGCCGAAAGGAUAUAUCAAGAACUUCAAAGCAAAAAUAAUUCUUAAGGAUGAUGCAAUACCUAAAUUCAUGAAGCCACGCCCUAUUCCAUACGCAAUUCAAGAAAAAGUAAAUCGAGAACUGGAUCUGAUGGAGAAAUCAGGAGUCAUUAAACGAAUUGAUCAUAGCGAAUGGGCGUCUCCUUUAGUAGUAGUACCUAAACCAAAUAGAAGAGUGAGAAUAACCGGGGAUUUAAAAAACACGGUAAAUUCACACGUUACACAAUAUCCUCUUGCAACGCCAGAACAAAUUUUCCAUACAGUCAGCGGAAGUAAUAUAUUCUCUAAACUGGAUGGCAACAAUGCAUAUCAUCAAAUGGAAGUAGAGGAGGAAUGCAAAAAGUUCCUAGUAGUGAACACCCAUCGGGGAUUAUAUCAGUAUAAUGUACUCCCACAAAGCAUUGCAUCCUCACCAGCCAUUUUCCAAGAAUUCGCGGAUAAAAUGCUACAAGAUGUUCGGGGUACAAGCACCUACAUCGAUGAUACGCUCGCAGGUGGAAAGAGUGAAAAGGAACACUUGCAAAUUUUACGAAGAAUCUUCAAGCGAAUGCGAGAAUACAACUUUUAUUUGUCAAAGGAGAAAUGCGAAUUGUGCAGACCACAUGUGGAGUUCCUGGGACACAUUCUAUCGGAGAAGAGCAUCCACACGGAUCCAAACAAGAUAGCAGCCAUAGAGAUUAUACAACGUCCACAAAACGUUACGGAGCUAAAAUCCUUUUUGGGUCUAGUAAACUUUUAUAAUAAGUUCGUUCCAAAUUUCGCAAGUUUUUGUGAACCUCUUUACAGACUGACUCGUAAUGAGGUGGAAUGGCAAUGGACAAGUAAAUGCGAAACAGCAUUUAAUCGUGUAAAAAGUACUCUCUCUGGUGCCCCAAUCCUUACAAAUUUCGAUCCAGAUCUAGCAAUCGGAAUUAGCUGCGACGCGUCAUCAAUAGGAGUAGGUAGCGUACUUUUCCACCGAUGUCAAGAAGGAGGGAAGAUGAUUGAAAGGCCAAUAGCAUUUGCAUCCCGGGUGUUGUCAGCAGCAGAAAAAAACUAUUCUCAAAUAGAGAAGGAAGGACUCGCUAUUAUAUGCGCAUUGAAGAAGUUUUAUAGGUAUCUUUGUGGUCGUCGCUUUAUUCUUAUAACUGACCAUAAGCCACUUUUAUCCAUGGGUCCAAAGACAUCAUUACAACCAUAUGCAGCAGCAAGACUUCAUCGUUGGAAUGUAUAUAUGUCACAAUUUGAGUACGACAUAGAAUACAGACCCACAGUAGAACAUGGUAAUGCGGAUGCGUUAUCGAGACUACCGGAUAAAAAUAUACCAAGGGAAGAGGAAGAUUCAAAGGAUAUAAAAUUGAUUACUACGGAAAACAUAGAAAUGUUGCCAGUAACGCUUAAGGAGAUACGCACUGCUACAGCAAGGGAUAAGGUACUCUCAAAAGUAUUGUCAUUCAUUAGUAGUAAAUGGCCAAACUCAAUAGGAAAGGAAGAUGAAGAUCUACACAGCUACUUCAGGAAACGAGAAGAGUUAACUAUACAACAAGGAGUAAUAAUGUGGGGGAUCAGAGUAGUCAUCCCUUACACACUUCAGAAGAAGCUUCUUCAAAGUCUUCAUGAAACACACACUGGAAUUGUCAAAAUGAAAGGCCUAGCAAGACAGUACAUAUGGUGGCCAAAUAUGGACAAGGAGAUAGAAGACAUUGCAAAAAGCUGUACCAGUUGUUGUGCUAGCAGGCCGGAUCCACCAAGCGCACCGUUACACCCAUGGCAGUUUCCAGAAAAACCAUGGCAGAGACUUCACAUCGAUCUCGCAGGACCAUUGCAGAACAGGAUGUUCCUGAUAAUCAUGGACGCACAUACAAAAUGGCCAGAAGUAUACGACAUGCAUGGGGACACUACGAGCAAGAAAGUAAUUGAGAAGCUGAGAGACUGUUUUGUGAGAUUUGGUAUUCCAGAACAAAUAAUCUCAGAUAACGGAAGACAAUUCGUAUCAGCAGAGUUCAAGAGAUUCUGUAGGAACAAUGGGAUUCGACACACAACGAGUUCUGCGUACCAUCCACGAACCAAUGGAGAAGCGGAACGAUUCGUACAAACGUUCAAAAAAGCAGUAUCUAAGUCAGAAGGCGAAUUAAUUUUCCGGGUGCAACGCUUUCUUUUUAGUUACAGGUGCACGCCACACACGACUACAGGGACAUUACCAGCGGAGUUGCUCAUAGGACGCAGACCACGGAAUGUAUUCGAUUUAGUAAAACCCGAUGUCCAGAGAACAGUAGCAGCAGCACAAGCCAGACAAGAAAAGAAUUAUAAUUCUCGAGUAAGGAAUCGCAAGUUCGAAGAGGGAGAAAAGAUUUGGGUUCGUACAUAUUACAAAAACGAAGCCAAAUGGUCACUAGGAGUCAUUGUUAAAGUUUUGGGACCAGUAACGUAUCUUGUUCGAGUUGGAGAUCAAUCCUACAAGCGUCAUGUGGACCAAAUUUACAAUGCCAUGCCUAUUCGAGUUAAUCCGGGAGAGGAAGAAGAGGAAGAAGCCUUACCGGACAAUACGCAGAUCAAGCAGGAAUCAGAGUCAACACCAUCAGGAAGUGACGAGGAGCAAGAAAACUUCGAAACAGCAGAGUCCUCAGAUACUUCUGAGGCGGAGCAACCAUCUCCACAACGAUCUCUGGAACCGGAAACUGUACCAUCAGGUCAACGCCCGCAACGCAAUAGGAAGCAGCCAAACCGAUUGGAGUAUUACACAAAAGGGAAUCCAAAAGGGUAUACUUCCAAGAAAAAAGGGAAGGAGAUGUAG
Molecule: messenger RNA, 4221 nt
Organism: Vollenhovia emeryi
Lineage: Eukaryota; Metazoa; Arthropoda; Insecta; Hymenoptera; Formicidae
Exons: 1
Biological process (GO): DNA integration
Molecular function (GO): nucleic acid binding; zinc ion binding
Source: RefSeq, a predicted model, not a curated record